Messenger RNA from Struthio camelus australis, 2228 nucleotides. NCBI's taxonomy places the organism in Eukaryota, Metazoa, Chordata, Aves, Struthioniformes, Struthionidae. The record is from RefSeq and is a predicted model, not a curated record.
ACGCGCCGCUAGUGAGUGCCUGGCCCUGAUGUAACUCUGCCCUCCGCGGACCUCCGGGCUCUCCCGAUGAAGCAGCCGUCACUGUCACAUGCCAUCCCUCCCAGUCAUCCCCCUGCAGCUUGGGCGGGAGGUUGGACAGCAACAAAACGCCUUAGGUGAGCCCAGCACAGAAAAGGGGACAGGGAGCAAUCCCCUCCUCCAGCUCUCCAGGGAAGCUUCGGGGCCGCCACCCAAAAUCACCUCCGGCAGGUCCUGAAUGAGCAAUGCACAGCUGUAAUUUUGGCUUUCUUGUCAGAGGACGUAGCGGAAAGCUCAAGGUUGUCUGGAUUCUCAAAAGCAAGUUGAUGAAUUCAUAGCAGUAAAGGAGUAUUUCCAUGAAAUGCAGAGAUACAACACAUGGGUGCCGCUAACACCCAGCCGUCAGCCCUGCGCCAGUGAUGUGCCGUGGGUCCCCAUGUGCCAGGACAGCCGGCUGCCGGGGGAAGGCAGUGGGCCCCUCUACACUGCGGAGGCCGCCGGCGCUUCACUAGCGGGGCCAGCUCAAUCCCUUCCCGCGCCCGGCAGCAGCGCAGCGCAGAGGAGGGCUUUGGCGGUCUGGCGUCCUUCCCGGGCAGCGCCGCUCUGCCUCUGAAGUUCAGCCGGGAAGAUAGCAGAGGUGAAAGGGCGCUUGGCAUUUCUCCGGAGGCUUGGGUCAAUCGUUAAUCAGGGAGGGAUUGCUUUUCACUCCUCCAGGUAACCUCUCCUCCCCUCAGCUCCCACCCACACGCCGUUGCCCGCACAAAACCAGUGCCCCCGGGAGCAGGGUGGAGAGGAGCUGCUGGCCGGGCCAUGGGAAGGUAGGCACUUGUGGGAGAGCAACCAGCGAGCCGGGUGAGAGGUGGCGGCACAGCGAGCCUUGGGGAGGUGACACCUGUGUGCCGACAUGGUCUCCAUGGGGCUCCAGCUGGUGGGCUAUGCCGUGGCCUUCCUGGGCUACAUUGGCACGCUGACGGCCACACUGCUGCCCAGCUGGAAGAUCAGCUCCUACAUCGGCUCCAGCAUCGUGACGGCCGUGGGCUUCACCAAGGGGCUGUGGAUGGAGUGUGCCACAUACAGCACGGGCAUCACCCAGUGCGACAUCUACAGCUCCCUGCUCAGUCUGCCCGCCGACAUCCAGGCAGCCCAGGCCCUGAUGGUGAGCUCCAGCGCCGUCUGCUCCCUCGCCUGCCUCCUCGCUGUCAUGGGCAUGAGGUGCACCGUCUUCAUGCAGGGCUCGCCGGCCAAGGACAGAGUGGCGGUGACAGGUGGCGUGGUCUUUGUGCUCGGGGGGCUGCUCUGCUUCAUCCCCGUGACCUGGAACAUCCACGUGGUGCUGCGGGAUUUCUACAACCCCCUGCUUCCCGACAGCACCAAGUACGAGAUCGGCGAGGCGCUCUACCUGGGCAUCGUCUCCUCCCUGCUCUCCCUUAUCGGUGGCUUUAUCCUCUGCGCCUCUUGCCCUCCUCGGGACUCGCAGGACACCUACCGCAGCACCUACCAGCCCCGGCUGCUGGCAGGUAAGAGCCCCCGGCCCUCCAUCAGCCAGACGCAGAAGACGAAGAGUGAGUUCAACUCCUAUAACCUGACAGGAUACGUGUAGAGGGGCCCCACAGCUGCCUCAACGACACGGUGGGAACCUGGCCGGCACCUCUCCCGGCUCUGCGAAAACUUCUGAAGGGAGACCAGUAAGAGGAGAGGCCACAGCAGUGUCUCUCAUGCUCAGCCCUCUCACUCGCACACGUGCGCUCCAGGGAUUCCAAUCUGCUCUCCCCACUGUUCCCCCGAGAGCCUUGCUACUGUUCUAGAGAUCUCAGCUGAUUACCUGAGUUGGUGAAAGACCCCGAAUUUGGCUGCUGUUACCUGCUCAGCACGGUGCGGCACUGUCGGCUUGCAGGGAGCGCUCCUCAUGAGCCUGGACGGGUGGAAAAGCAGCAGUGCCUCAGCCUGGGCACGGGCAGCCGCGCCACAGGAAGACCUCGGCAAUGCAGCGACAGCAGCCCCAGCAAGCGUGCCAGCCCCAGCCGCCUCCGUGGGGUGUUCUCCAGCGUUAACCCGUUGGGUCGCUGCAUGUCCUGCGUCACGGGGCCGAGCCGAGGUGUUGCGGGGGGAGCUGGGUGUCCGCGCAGGCCCGCUGCGGGUCAGGAGUCACCGCUGGAGGGUCGAGUGCUGAUUUCAAAUUGGUGUUGCAAUAAAUCUGUGUUUCUAGCUGG